AUGAAUAUUAAUGAACGAUCACUAACAACAAUGUCUACAUUAAAUGCUCAGGGAUCACGUGGAACAUCAAAUCAAUCUGAUGAACAAACUGAGCCAAGCACAACAUUAAGUAUUUUUGCACUCGAUUAUAAAAAACAUGAAGAUCUAAAACAAAUGUUAGAUAGUAAUAAAGAUAAUUUAAAAUUAGAAGCUAUGCGUCGAAUUAUUGGUAUGAUUGCGAAAGGUAAAGAUGCUGCUGAUCUAUUUCCAGCUGUUGUUAAAAAUGUGGUUUCAAAAAAUAUGGAAAUUAAAAAAUUAGUUUACGUUUAUUUAAUGCGUUAUGCUGAAGAACAACAAGAUCUUGCUUUACUUUCAAUUGCUACAUUUCAACGAGCGUUAAAAGAUCCCAAUCAAUUAAUUCGUGCAAGUGCAUUACGUGUAUUAUCUAGUAUUCGUGUUCCAACAAUUGUAACAAUUAUGAUGUUAGCUAUUCGUGAUGGUGUUAGUGAUAUGUCACCUUAUGUUCGAAAAACAGCUGCUAAUGCAAUAGCAAAACUUUAUGCUUUGGAUCCUGAAUUGAAAGAUGAACUUGUUUUAAUUAUUGCUAAAUUACUUGCUGAUAAAACAAUUUUGGUUAAUGGUAGUGCUGUACAAGCAUUUGAACAUGUAUGUCCAGAGCGAAUUGAUUUAAUACAUCAAAAUUAUCGACGUUUAUGUAAUCUUUUGGUUGAUAUUGAUGAAUGGGGACAAGUUACAAUUUUAAAUAUGUUAACAAGAUAUGCACGUUCACAAUUUGUUGAUCCCAAUAAGAUAUUUGAAGAUGAAAAGAAAAGUUUUUAUGAAGAUGAAACAGAACAAAAUAUAAAUGAAGAUGAAGAUUCAUUAGAUAAAAGAACAUAUGUGAUGGAUAGUGAUCAUCGAUUAUUGUUGCGAUGUACUAAACCAUUAUUACAAAGUCGAAAUUCAGCUGUAUGUAUUGUUUUAUUGGAAAAUAAUUUUUAAUUUUUUGCAUAUAAAAGCUUUCGAGCGAAAUUAACUGUAAAACAUGAUGAAGCUCAAAGGCAAAUGUUUAGUUCUCCAUUGUAUUAGAUAUCGAAAUAAAGUGACAUCUAUAAGUAUCAUAGUUCAAUAUUUGGCGAAAAUUAAAUCAUAGAAUUAGUGACAAGCUAUUUGUCUGUGUAUUUUUUUUUUGUUUGUUUUUUGAUAUUAAAAUUUUAUCUCAUAAAUUGAACUGUUACUAGUAAACAUAUGUAGUGAAGCAUAAUUUUAAAAAUAACAUUUAGAAAAGAUAAAACAGAUAAAUAAAUAUUAAAAAAUGAAUAUUGAAAAUACUUAGAGACAAUCAAUUUCAUUGAUAUUCUGCAGAAGAUAUCAACACAAAUUUCUUUCUUGAUUCUAAUAUUAUAAGUGACAUAUUUGUCUGUCAGAUUCAUUGGAAAUGUUCUUAAUGUCAUUGUCAUUCUGUUGAGUUUUCACGAAAAAUGGAUCUCUCAGUAUUUUAAUGAUAAUUCUUUCAAUUCUCUAUAAAAUAGUAUAUUUUUUAUUAAUAUCAAUAACAUCCUUCUAACAAAAAAUUCAACAUGAACAAUUUUCUAAUACAACUUUUUGUCUCGUUUUAUUUCUUGAAUACAUGACAGUUCAAUACAGAGGUCCAACCAGGCCACGUUUUGAAGGCCUGGAACACUCUGUCAACUUUUUCAAGCAAAUAAAAUAAUGAUGACAGACUAGAAACCAGAGAUCUAAAGAGAGCA
Rotaria sordida is the source of this 1730-nucleotide messenger RNA. The record is from the annotation of a GenBank genome assembly. Lineage: Eukaryota; Metazoa; Rotifera; Eurotatoria; Philodinida; Philodinidae.